This is a messenger RNA of Magnusiomyces paraingens, 1572 nucleotides long. RefSeq lists its product as uncharacterized. Lineage: Eukaryota; Fungi; Ascomycota; Dipodascomycetes; Dipodascales; Dipodascaceae. The transcript has a single exon. Gene Ontology annotation, molecular function: protein dimerization activity. Bases 1 to 1572 code for a protein of 523 amino acids. The record is from RefSeq and is a predicted model, not a curated record.
AUGCCUUCCCCGCUUUCUACACCACCACCAGAAAAGAAUGCUGCUUUUUCUUCUUGUAUCGUUAAUUCAAAUGGAGACUCAUCAGCUAUUUCUUUACCAACAUUUGAAUUUCCUUCCUGCCAAUUAGGCCAGGAUUCUUUUGCGCAGCCUGGUAUGUCUGAAAAAUUGGCUUCACCACAUUACUCUGAAUCCAUAUCGCUUUCUUCUUCAAAUGAAACAUCUCCUCUUCCAUAUUUGGAAGACAUUCAGUUUUCUAUUGUCAUUCCUACCACAACCGAUACUUCAGCUCUUCAGGCUUUGACGUCAGCCUCACAACAUCACACAGAUCUUAUGUUUUUUGAUCUUGAAUCGCAUGUAAUCCCAACCACUCUGGAAAAUUCGGUGAUUGCAGCACCAAUUGUUGCGUCUUUUUCAUCAACAAAUCACUCGAAUGAUGAGCCUGUGACAAUACCUGGCCAUAUCCCCACGCACUUCAAUAGCCAUCGUCACCACUUUCCAGGCCAAAUUUCAUCCGAAUCAUGUUUUACCAGCACUACAUAUAGUCACACUCCAUUUUAUAUCUCAGACCCUUCUGAGGAAGGGGUUGUAGCGGCAAAUUCUACAAUGAAUGCUGGCUCUAUUAGCGUAACGGCAACUUCGACUGGCAUUAAUAGUUUACAUUCUUCUGGACAUAAUAUUGAUGGGUAUAUUAAAUACUGCCACCCUUAUAUAUCUGAAGAGCUAGUGGGGGGAAUUAAUGACGCUUCUAGAGAAGCCGGAUUUGAACUUGAGGGAAUUGCUGCUAAAGUAGCUUCAGAAGUGAGCAGUAAACUCGAUUGCAAGAGCCAAGGGUUGAAAGAAAAGCCCGCGGAGCCAGUUGUUGAUAGUGAUAAUGUGUUACAGCCAAAGGAGGAGCCAAAAGAAAAAACGAGUGCCAAAAAACUUAAAAAGAAGGCAGUCAUCCCUAUUAACAGAUUACAGCACCAGCACCAGCGACAGCAGAAUCAGAAUCAGAAUCAGAAUCAGAAACAGAAACAGGAGCAGCCGCCAUUGUCCAUUGGGAUUUCUAAUGCUAUUGGCGACUCCACUAUAAAAGCAACGACAAAUACUACUACUGCAGCAACAAUAGCAAGCACUACAUCUACUAGCACAAAAGUUCCGACGGAAAUCAAGUCAGAAUCUUCUAAAUCUACUAUAAAUAACACACCAGUACCAAAGCUCAAGCGGAAAAGAACUACUCGCCGGCGGCUAACUGUUCAUCAAAAGAUUGCACAUAAUAAAAUUGAAAAGAAGUACCGCACCAAUAUUAAUGAAAAAAUUUUUGGGCUACAAGAUCUGAUGCCAUCGUCAUAUAUUACAGAUUUUGGGGUCAAAGAUUUUGACCAACUUACUGAGGAAGACAAGAAUGUGCUUGCAGAGGAGGAAGAUGAUAUGAUGAUUAAUGGUUGUGUUGAGCGGACAGUUGAGCAGAAUGUGCGCCCAAAUAAAUCGAGCAUUUUAGAGCGAGCAGCAAAUUACAUCAUGUAUCUAAAGAGUACAAACUAUUAUCUGCGUCAGGAAAACUGUUCACUGUUGAAGGGAGAAGACUUAUGA